AUGAGUCUCUACUAUCCGGCGGGAGGCGCCACCGCUGCGCUGGGUGUCGUUGGUCUUUAUAUGCUAUUCAACGGUGAAGGUGAACAAUUCAACGUUGGACGAUUUCUAGAGACCGUGUCUCCCUACGCCUGGGCAGAUUUAGGAAUUGGUUUAUGUAUAGGCUUAUCAGUUGUUGGUGCAGCAUGGGGCAUCUUCAUCACAGGAUCAUCCAUUCUCGGAGGUGGCGUCAAGGCGCCUCGAAUACGAACCAAGAACUUGAUCUCGAUUAUUUUCUGCGAGGUCGUCGCAAUCUACGGUGUCAUCAUGUCCAUCGUCUUCUCCUCUAAACUCUCCAUGGUACCCGAAGAAUCACUUUACACGGGGUCGAAUUACUACACUGGGUAUGCACUGUUCUGGGCUGGACUCACGGUCGGCAUGUGCAACCUCGUCUGCGGUGUCAGUGUGGGUAUCAACGGUAGCAGUGCUGCUCUUGCCGAUGCUGCGGACCCGAGCAUGUUCGUCAAGGUCCUUGUCAUUGAGAUCUUCUCCAGUGUGUUGGGUCUCUUUGGUUUGAUUAUUGGACUGCUACUCAGCAGCAAGGCCAACGAGUUCGAGUAG
This is a messenger RNA of Exophiala bonariae, 597 nucleotides long. RefSeq names its product H(+)-transporting V0 sector ATPase subunit c'' (gene VMA16). The transcript has 4 exons. Lineage: Eukaryota; Fungi; Ascomycota; Eurotiomycetes; Chaetothyriales; Herpotrichiellaceae. Gene Ontology annotation, biological process: proton transmembrane transport. Gene Ontology annotation, molecular function: proton-transporting ATPase activity, rotational mechanism. Gene Ontology annotation, cellular component: proton-transporting V-type ATPase, V0 domain; membrane. The record is from RefSeq and is a predicted model, not a curated record. The coding region runs from base 1 to 597 and encodes 198 amino acids.